Messenger RNA from Phytophthora nicotianae INRA-310, 459 nucleotides. RefSeq lists its product as hypothetical. Lineage: Eukaryota; Oomycota; Peronosporomycetes; Peronosporales; Peronosporaceae. The coding region runs from base 1 to 459 and encodes 152 amino acids. The record is from RefSeq and is a predicted model, not a curated record. The transcript has a single exon.
AUGGCACUAGUAAUGAUUGAUAUCGCACGCUGCAAUGCGUACGUUUGUCAUCAGUUGGCGUCCAACCCCGACCUCACAGGAGAGAAGGACUUGAUUGAAGCUGAUUGGGCUGGAUUCGGGCGUGGUCGCGACAACCACCUAUCCUUUGUAGCCGCUCUGGUACGAGAAAUGUUUAAUGGCUCAUGGAAGGAGGGGCUGAUAAAUAGUGACGGAAUGCUGUAUGCGGAUACCAUCGCUACGCCCAAUACUACCUCAGCUAGUGCGAGCAUUACCAGUUGUGCUGAGGUAACCAGCUGUGUUGCUACUGAGUGCGUGGCAAGAGAAUCAUGGUACGCAAAGGACGGAGUCGAGCGAAGCGUGAAUGUACCGUGUGUCGCUUUGAAGGAAGGGCGCCGACACAAAAAAACGAUUAUUGCGAGAUGCACAAAGUUGCUUUGUGCAAGCGAAUUUACCCGGUAG